GAGGGAUUAAGAGGCACUGGUAGACUACGCGCAGGCAUUAUUUUUAGAAGAUCUGAUUCUGUGCCGAGCUCCAGUGAUGCUGCUGCUCAACCUUUUGAACGUGCAGACUGUGCUGGUGGCCCUUACCGUGGGGUUACUUGUCUACGUCAUCAGGAGGAGGUUCAUGUACAGGCUACCCCCGGGACCCUGGUCCACCCCCCUCAUUGGAAAUUUUGAAGUAUAUACCAAACCUUUAGUGCACAGAUUAAUUCUUAAGCUGUCGGAGAAGUAUGGGCCAGUCAUUCGGUUCUCCUUCGGACCUAUCACAACAGUCUUUCUAAACAACUAUGAGGUUGUAAUGGAAGCCUUGGUGAAGAGAAAGGCAGAUUUUGCUGGACGCCCGGCCUCAGUAACAUUCUCUUUGAUCAGCGAGGGAUACAAGAACAUAGCCCUGGCCUCCUACUCUCCUAUGUGGCAGUAUCAUCGACGUGUAGCCAUGAAAGCUUUAAGAAACUAUCUACAAGGAGACCUGCUUGAGAAACUAACACAGGAUAAUAUGACAAAAGUGAUGAAUAUGAUGGCAGCAGAGGCAGUGAAGGGCCCCAUUGAACUGAAAUCCCACCUCGACAAUAUCGUCUUCUACCAGCUUUUCACGCUCUGUUUUGGAGAAAAUAAGGAGAUUGGUGACCCGGAUGUAGAGUUCCUGCUCCGAGAAAAAGACAACGUGAACGAGGCUAUAGGCAACGGCCUCCGAGAAGAUCUGCUCCCGUUCCUGAAGGACGUUUACCCGUCCAAGCGGUACAUCAUCAUCAAGGAAGCGGCGGGUCGGGUGUUUUCUUUCCUAAACAGACUCUUACAGAAACACCAGGAAACGUUUGACCCCAAUAACAUCCGGGAUCUUUGUGAUCAUCUCCUUCUAGCGAGAUCCGAGGCGGAAAAAUCUGGAGACGACGAAUCCCUGGAGAAAUUAAACGAUACUUAUCUUGUUCAAACUCUGUCGGACAUCUUUUUUGCUGGUGUAGAUACGACACGACUGACCCUGGAAUGGUUUUUGUGCUUCAUCUCCGGGCUUCCGGAAAUACAGGCAAAAUGUCAGGCGGAGAUCGACAAAACAAUUGGUAGGCGUUGUCCAUCCAUCGCUGAUAGACAGUCUUUGUCCUACACCGAGGCCUGUUUGUACGAGACAAUGAGGGCGGGGGUAAUAGCAGGUCUGGGUGUGCCACAUCUGACCAUCUGCGAUACACAAGUUGGUGGACAUGACAUUCCAAAAGACACGGUUGUCCUUAUCAACCAUUUUGCACUCCAUCGGGACACAAAAUAUUGGAAAGAUCCAGAGAAAUUUGAUCCGCUACGUUUCCUGGACGAAAAUGGUAAAAUGGAUCCCACGAAACUGGACAGCUGGCUACCAUUUUCUGCUGGGAGGAGGGUAUGCCUUGGAGAGUCUAUUGCAAAGCCGGAAAUCUUAAUGAUGUGCGUCCAUCUUCUUCAACGGUUUGAAAUAUCACUUCCGGAAGGCGUGAAACCGAACUUUGUGGGUGUGCAUCGUGACGUUUUUGGAACCGAAAGUCCUGCUGACUUGCGAAUAGUUGUUAAAGAAAGAUUGAGAUAAGGGUAUAUAAGUAACAAAUAUCUUCUUAUAAGACUUAUCAUGAAUUGAAUUGCCUACUUUUAUAUUAAAUUGCACUGUGUACUUUACAAUGCCCUGUUACAUUUA
Magallana angulata is the source of this 1693-nucleotide messenger RNA. RefSeq names its product steroid 17-alpha-hydroxylase/17,20 lyase-like. The coding region runs from base 77 to 1588 and encodes 503 amino acids. Gene Ontology annotation, molecular function: heme binding; iron ion binding; steroid 17-alpha-monooxygenase activity. The transcript is spliced from 11 exons. Gene Ontology annotation, biological process: hormone biosynthetic process; progesterone metabolic process. The record is from RefSeq and is a predicted model, not a curated record. NCBI's taxonomy places the organism in Eukaryota, Metazoa, Mollusca, Bivalvia, Ostreida, Ostreidae.